AUGUCCAAGCUGACAAUCGCAAUCACGGGCGCGAACGGUGUGAUCGGCCGGGGCGUCGUGUCACACGCACUGGCUGAAGGGCACAACGUUGUGGCAGUAGACAUCGCUCCCGAGCCGCACCCCAACGCUGGUGGGGAGGGGUACACUUUCAAGAGCGUGGACAUGAUGAAGGAGGCCGAUUUCCGUAAGGCCAUCGAGGGGUGUGAUGCGCUCAUCCACCUGGCGGCGGUGUACUCGCUGCAGAACCCCACGGAUCCGGAUGGGCCGCUCCUGCGAUACGUGCCGGAGGAAACUGUUCACAACGUCAAUUCGACGAUGAGCUGGAACGCACUCCAGGCCGCCGGUGAGGUGGGCAUCGAGCGCAUUUCAAUGGCAUCGAGCGUAAACGCUAUUGGACUCAUCUUCUCGAAGCCUCGUCCUCACUUUGACUACCUCCCCCUCGACGAGGAGCACACCCGAUACCCCCAAGACUCGUACAGCCUCUGCAAGCUCGCUGUCGAGGAGCAAGCCGCGGCCUUCUGCCGCCGCUAUCCCAAGAUGCGCAUCGGAUGCUUCCGCCCACACUGGGUUAUCCCCGAGUCGCUGGCGUACAAUCCUGAGGCGCUGCAUGCGGCACAGGGAAACUGGAAGGAUCUGUGGGGUUGGACGUCGGUGGGCGGUACUGCGCGCGCGUUCUUGGCCGGCAUCACCGCCCCAACGAGCACUUUCCCUCUUGGCGCAGAAAAUUUCUUCAUCGUUGCGCCGACCAUUGUGCAACAGUCCUCGAGCCUCGAGCUGUUGAGAAAGUACUAUCCGGACCUGAAGUGCGAGAUGAGGCGCGAGUGGAAGGCAAACGAGGGGUUCUUCGACUGCUCCAAGGCCAAGCACAUGCUUGGGUGGGAAGAGCGCGCAUUUCCGUGGACACCGGAGUGA
Cutaneotrichosporon cavernicola is the source of this 912-nucleotide messenger RNA. RefSeq lists its product as uncharacterized. Lineage: Eukaryota; Fungi; Basidiomycota; Tremellomycetes; Trichosporonales; Trichosporonaceae. The record is from RefSeq and is a predicted model, not a curated record. The transcript has 3 exons. The coding region runs from base 1 to 912 and encodes 303 amino acids.